Messenger RNA from Fulvia fulva, 1794 nucleotides. Its product is annotated as D-lactate dehydrogenase [cytochrome] 1, mitochondrial. The coding region runs from base 1 to 1794 and encodes 597 amino acids. Gene Ontology annotation, cellular component: mitochondrion. Gene Ontology annotation, biological process: lactate catabolic process. Gene Ontology annotation, molecular function: D-lactate dehydrogenase (NAD+) activity; D-lactate dehydrogenase (cytochrome) activity; FAD binding. The record is from RefSeq and is a predicted model, not a curated record. The transcript has 2 exons. Lineage: Eukaryota; Fungi; Ascomycota; Dothideomycetes; Mycosphaerellales; Mycosphaerellaceae.
AUGGCAGUCACGAAGCGACUUGUCCAGCGGGCAGCCGCGCAAUGUCGAGUUCCAGCAUGCAGAGUUGCUGGAGUAAGGUCAUACGCCACCAAAGACCAAGACCCAAACGGCAGGGACUCGUUCAAAGGGCAGUUAUACCAGAGUACCCAUGAGCGAUUAGAAAGGGAACGCGAACAGCAGGCUCGCUUUACACAGCAGCGGGAGGAGCAGAAACAAGCACGCGGUAGCUCGCCUCUCAUCAUACCUUUCGUCCUCGCCGUCGGUGCUAUUGGAGGAUGGUUUCUGGGACAGACGAAACCGCCCGAGAAAGACCCCAACUCGACUCUGCCACUUGCGAGAACGACACCUCCGAAGCACGAUACUGCACCUGCCACGUUACAGGCAGCAUGGAGCGACUUCAAGGACAUAGUGGGAGAGGAGAACAUUUCGACGACGGAUGCGGACGUCAAGUCGCACGCUGGUAGCGAAUGGAGCUCGUACACAAUCCUGGACGGCGACGUACCAUUCGCAGUCGUCAAGCCAGGUAGUACAGAAGAGACAGCAGAGAUCAUGAAGAUCUGCCACAAGAGGAAGAUCCCAGUCACAGCAUACAGCGGAGGAACAUCACUCGAAGGGCACUUCGCCGCAACCAGAGGAGGCAUUUGCAUCGACUUCAGCCGCAUGGACAAGAUUCUCACACUGCACAAGGAAGAUUUGGAUGUUGUGGUGCAGCCUGCUGUAGGAUGGGAGCUGCUCAACGAGGAGCUCGCUGAAGAGGGCCUGUUCUUCCCUCCUGAUCCAGGUCCAGGUGCUAUGAUUGGUGGUAUGGUUGGUACUGGAUGCUCUGGCACAAACGCUUACAGAUAUGGCACUAUGAAGGACUGGGUGCUGUCUUUGACUGUGGUUAUGGCUGAUGGCACUAUCAUCAAGACGAAGCAACGACCGCGGAAGAGCAGUGCCGGCUAUGAUCUGACCCGCAUGUUCAUUGGAUCGGAGGGCACGCUUGGUCUGGUCACUGAAGCUACACUGAAGGUCACGCCCAAGCCUCAAACCACGAACGUCGCAGUAUGCACUUUCCCCUCGAUCAGGACUGCGGCGGACUGCGUCUUCAAGGUCGUCGGAGCUGGCGUUCCAAUCGCUGCUAUUGAGAUCCUGGACGAUGUACAAAUGCGCUGCAUCAACGCAGUAGGCUCAACAUCUCGCCAGUGGCAGGAGGUCCCAACGCUCUUCUUCAAGUUCGCCGGCACGCCGAACAGCGUCAAGGAGCAUAUCGACAUUGUCAAAGGGCUCGCCAAGAAAUCCGGCAGCAAGACCUUCAAAUUCGCAAAGAACAAGGAAGAGCAAGAUGAGCUGUGGUCAGCUCGUAAAGAAGCCCUGUGGAGCGUCAUGACUCAGAGGAAGAACGAAGGCGACCACGUCUGGACAACUGAUGUUGCAGUUCCGAUCUCCCGCCUUCCCGACAUCAUCGAGGAGACCAAGACGGACCUCGACAACAGCGGCCUCACCGGCGCGAUCGUGGGCCACGUCGGCGAUGGCAAUUUCCACGCCAUCAUCCUAUACAACGACAAGGAGCAUUCAGUCGCCGAUAAGGUGGUGCAUAAGAUGGUGAAGCGCGCUAUCGAAAUGGAAGGCACAGCGACAGGUGAACAUGGCGUUGGUCUGGUGAAGAGAGACUAUCUCCCUCACGAGAUUGGACAGCCUGCAGUAGACCUCAUGCGCAAGAUGAAACAAGCUUUCGACCCAUUAUGUCUGCUGAAUUGCGACAAGAUUGUCCGUGCAGUGGUGCCCAAGCCGGGUGAAGUACAAGAAUGGUAA